AUGGACGAUCUCUUCACUCAUCUUGCAGCGUUGACCUCAUAUCUCAGUCGCAAGUUCAUCCACUUCAUUGGUGAGAAACACCCCACCCUCCCCUUGUUAGGUUAGGUCAACCAUUCCUCCUGAUGGUGUACAUAUCUCAUCACCCUCCUUUUCCCGCAGAGGAUCUCGCGCUCAGAGAUUUCACGAGGACGAGAAGAUUUCCCCCGCCUGCCAUCUCGUCAGAGCCCGGUUCAUCUUCUGGCUCUAUGGUUUCGGAAAAUAAUAAAGGGUUUUGCGGCGAUUUAUUUCUUGUUCCAAGGUAUCCAUGAUAAAAAAUACAAUAGUUUUUUCCACAUUUUUCCCGUAAUUCUUGGAUAUUACGGCGCGACAUAAUCUGGAGCUCUGCUGCAUUUUUCCACAAGCAGGUCAACGCUUCCACCGUGCAGCUUCAGACAUAUUUGUAGGCUGACACGUGGCUGCCUCAGAUGCUUGUUCCUCCACGCUGCUCGCGCACAAAGUCAACUUCUAGGGUGAGAUCUCAGGCUGGGAGACGACUCUGACUGAGAGAUUAGAUGUCUUUAAUCCUCUGUUUUUCAUUUUUUUUCCCAGAUUUGUGUCCCGGGUGAGGAGAACUCUGCGGGGAUCUUCCGAGGACAUCGGAUGGCUGGAGAGAGCCGAGGGAUUGCCACCUGUCGAGGACGGCACGGCCAGCUUCCUCGCCCUGCUCGAUGGCAUAAGGUCUACCUCAGCCAACUCGCUGAUCCGCGCUGACUUUUUUAAGGAAGAUCUCUUGUUCUUGCGGGUUGGUUGAUCCUCUCUUCUCCCGCGGUUUCUGUCUAUGCUCCAGGAGGGGAGAGCAUUCUCUGCCCAGCUGCUUCGUCUACCUGCUGGUCCCUGGUGGGUUGCUUACUCCCUGUCUCUGCCGAGCUCUAGGGCUUAUCAUGCAUGAUCCCAUUCGCGCCGCCAUGUUUUGCAGGGCUUUUCAGCAAUCACAGCCCGUUGUACUUCGUGAACACGAAGAGGUUCUUCUCCAAGAUGGGCCUCGCCUGUCACAUUGCCAGAAUCCACAGCGAGGUAACAGCAACGGAGUCAUCGUCGUCAUCGUCAUCAUCUUCUUCCUCUGCGCAGUCUGUGGAGAAGAAGAGGUUCAUGCUUCCGUCGUCUUCUUCCUCUGCACAGGCGUCUGUGGAGAAGAACGCGUGGGAGCUGAAGAAUUACAUCGAGGAGCUCUACUGGGGUUCUGGCAAGCGGGUGAUGAUACUCGGCCACAGCAAGGGAGGGGUGGACGCAGCCGCCGCCAUCUCCGUCUACUGGUGCGACCUCCAGCCGAUGGUCGCCGGACUGGCGGUGGUGCAGUGCCCCUACGGCGGCAGCCCCAUCGCCUCCGACAUCCUCCGCCGCGGCCAGGUGGCCGACGGCGAGGCCAGGAAGAUGAUGGAGUUCCUCGUCUGCAAGCUGAUCAAGGUCCCGCAAGAAUCAUCUGAAUCUAAAUCUGAAUCUAAUAUGCGAUUUGAUUUGAUUUGGUCUGUUCUGCAGGGAGAUAUCAGGGCGCUGGAGGAUCUGACCUACGAGAGGCGGAGGGAGUUCCUGGCGAGGCACGAGCUCCCGUGGGAGCAGAUCCCGCUGGUCUCCUUCCACACGGAGGCGAGUGCGGCUCCAGGAGUGCUCGCCACCAUGUCCCACAUAGCCCACGCGGAGCUCCCAUGGCUGCCGAGUUUCGUCUCCGGCGCCAGCGUCGGCAGCCAUAGGGUUCCAGUGGUCGUCCCCCUCGCGGCGGCGAUGGCGGCGAGCGCGAUCCACCUGCGGCUGCGGUACGGCGAGAGGAGCGACGGACUGGUGGCGCGGCGGGACGCGGAGGUCCCGGGAUCCACCGCCGUCCGGCCGACCAGGAAGCUCGACCACGCCUGGAUGGUCUACUCCUCCAGCCGCCGCCGCCGCCGCCGCUGCCGCCGCCGGAGUUUCGCCGGCGAGGAGGUGGCGGAGGAGGAGGCCGACGCCUCUGAGAUGUGUGAGGCACUCCUCACACUGCUCGUCCAGAUCGGGAGGAAGAAGACAACCUCUCGCCGACGGCCCUUUAAUCAGUUACCCAUUUAUUAG
This is a messenger RNA of Spirodela intermedia, 2076 nucleotides long. Lineage: Eukaryota; Viridiplantae; Streptophyta; Magnoliopsida; Alismatales; Araceae. The record is from the annotation of a GenBank genome assembly.